Messenger RNA from Salvelinus namaycush (lake trout), 1051 nucleotides. RefSeq names its product cytochrome c oxidase subunit 4 isoform 2, mitochondrial-like. The transcript is spliced from 5 exons. The coding region runs from base 134 to 667 and encodes 177 amino acids. The record is from RefSeq and is a predicted model, not a curated record. Gene Ontology annotation, biological process: mitochondrial electron transport, cytochrome c to oxygen. Lineage: Eukaryota; Metazoa; Chordata; Actinopteri; Salmoniformes; Salmonidae.
GGUCAGUGUGAUUGUUUGUUGGUGAUAAGAUCCAAGGGUGAGACACAGCGACAGUGCGCCAGAGCAAAGUGAAGAGGGGUUGCUCUUAUUUGGCCAUCUUUUUUCCCCCUGAAGGUCCACUCUCAGGACAACUAUGCUUCACCUGACAACAGGACGUGUGGGGUGCUUGCUUUCCAAGCAAGCGGUGGUGGCACUGACGAGCAGUGGUGCGAGGAUGUCAAGCCAUGGCCACCACGAGGUGUCCGACUCGGUGGACAUGUCACAGCCAAUGUACUGGGAUCGUCUGGACACCCCUCUGCCAGACAGACCAUGGAAGGAUGUCCUCGAUUCUACGGAUAAGAGCCUGAAACAGAAGGAGAAGGGUCCCUGGACUGCACUGUCCAAGGAGGAGAAAAUCGCCUUGUACAGGCUGAAGUUCAACCACACCUAUCCUGAGAUGAAGAGGCCCUCCCAUGAAUGGAAGACUGUGAUUGGUGGGAUGUUCAUCUUCUUUGGCAUCACUGGUCUGGUGGUCUUUUGGCAGGGCCACUAUGUGUACCCACCCCAACCUCAUACCUUUGGUGAGGAGUGGCAGGCUAAGCAGAUCCAGAGGAUGUUGGAUAUGCGGAUCAACCCAAUCGAGGGCUUCUCUGCCCAGUGGGACUACAAGAACAAACAAUGGAAGUAAAGGAAGGGAAUAGACCACUGCUGGAAGGAGGAAUGUUUCAACUUGACACCUUGAGCCUCUGUUCAGCCACCAUAACAGCAAUCCAUCCAUCUGAAUCCAUUCUCUUACUAUUUAAGUAAUAAAUAACAAAAAACUGGUUGUUUCCUUCUCUUUCCAUCUAAGAAAAUAACAGUAUAAUAUUAUGGGCUGCCGGUCCUCAACCUAAUUUCUGCUUUAGUGUUCCUGUGGUAGUGUCUAGUUUGGCCCUAAGUGAGUAUUGUGAGAUGUGCCAUUGCCUUGGUGGUCCUGACACAUUCAACACUAACAAAGGAAUUUCUACUCCAAAAUGGUCCUCCGUAUUGAAUGUAUAAACACAACUCAAUGACAAAAAAAAGAUUAAAUCAA